This is a messenger RNA of Penicillium taxi, 1524 nucleotides long. RefSeq lists its product as uncharacterized. Gene Ontology annotation, molecular function: aminopeptidase activity; metalloexopeptidase activity. The record is from RefSeq and is a predicted model, not a curated record. Gene Ontology annotation, biological process: proteolysis. NCBI's taxonomy places the organism in Eukaryota, Fungi, Ascomycota, Eurotiomycetes, Eurotiales, Aspergillaceae. The coding region runs from base 1 to 1524 and encodes 507 amino acids. The transcript is spliced from 3 exons.
AUGUCUAUCCUUCGCCUCUCUACUGUACUCACAUACAUCGGUGCGGCCGCCGCGGCCACUGCCGGCCAAAUCCCUCUCUACGCUCAACCGGCCACCGAUAAUACAGCUAGUCUCGGAAAGAAGGACCUAGUUUCCACUUCUGGACUGCAGGGAAACAUUGACAUCGAUAAUUUGCUAUCACGCGCGAAGGAACUUUCCAAGAUUGCUGAUCUUGGCUACGACGAAUACAACCAUCCAACCCGAGUGAUUGGCAGCAAAGGUCAUCUUGCCACCAUUGACUACAUUUAUUCGACGAUUAAAGAAUUGGGCGACUACUACACUCUGUCGAACCAGUCGUUCGACGCGGUGACAGGCAAUGUCUUCGAGUCACGUCUCGUCAUUGGUCAAGAUGUCCCGAAGUCAGCCACCGCAAUGAGUCUUACACCGCCAACUGCCCACAAGGAGCCAGUCUACGGACCUUUAGUAUUGGUUGCAAAUGACGGCUGCUCGCCAAGUGACUAUCCUUCCAAUGUCGCCGGAGCCAUCGCCUUUAUUCGUCGUGGUAAUUGCCCGUUCGGAGACAAAUCAAGUGGCGCUGGAAAGGCUGGAGCUGUCGCUGCCGUCAUAUACAACAAUGAGGAGGGUAGUGUUUCUGGAACUUUGGGCGAGCCAACGCCCGACCACGUAGCAACUUUCGGUCUAUCCUCAGAAGAGGCUGUGCCUUAUCUGGAAGCCCUGAAAAAUGGAACCAAGGUUGACUCGAUCGCUUAUAUUGAUGCCAUUGUCGAGAAAAUCGAGACUGUCAAUGUCAUCGCCCAGACCAAAGGCGGAGAUUCUGAAAACUGCGUCAUGCUUGGUGGCCACAGCGACAGCGUGGCUGAAGGUCCUGGCAUUAAUGAUGACGGCUCCGGCUCCAUUUCAAUACUAGAGGUGGCAGUUCAACUGGCACAAUAUGAAGUGAAUAACUGUGUCCGCUUCGCAUGGUGGGCUGGAGAGGAGGAAGGCCUACUGGGCUCUAACUACUACGCCAACCAUCUUUCCCCCGAAGAGAACCACAAGAUUCGUCUCUUCAUGGACUACGAUAUGAUGGCUUCGCCAAACUAUGCCUACCAGAUCUACAAUGCCAACAACGCCGAGAACCCCGUUGGUUCUGAGGAGCUGCGCGUGUUGUACGAGGAGUUCUACGAAUCCCACGGCCUCAACUUCACAUAUAUUCCAUUUGACGGACGUAGUGACUAUGUCGGCUUCAUUGACAACGACAUUCCUGGUGGUGGUAUUGCCACAGGUGCAGAGGGUGUCAAGACGAAAGAAGAGGCUAGCAUGUUUGGUGGCUACGCAGGCAAGUGGUUUGACCCUUGCUACCACCAAAUUUGCGAUACAGUGGAAAAUCUGAACCUGACGGCAUGGGAGGUCAACACAAAGCUGAUCGCCCACUCUGUUGCAACAUAUGCGAAGUCAUUCGAGGGUUUCCCUAAGCGUAAGAGUACCGCCUCUGUCAAGACAACCAAGCCCCGCAAGUACCUCGGCCACCUUCUUGCCAUGUAA